Molecule: messenger RNA, 1167 nt
Organism: Lolium perenne
Lineage: Eukaryota; Viridiplantae; Streptophyta; Magnoliopsida; Poales; Poaceae
Biological process (GO): DNA integration
Molecular function (GO): RNA-DNA hybrid ribonuclease activity; nucleic acid binding
Source: RefSeq, a predicted model, not a curated record
AUGAACUUCCCCCUGCCGACAAAUAAUGAAGCAGAAUAUGAGGCACUAUUGCAUGGAAUGAGGAUGGCAAAAGCAUGUGGAGCAACACGCCUGGAAAUUUACGGAGAUUCGAAUCUGGUGGUGCAGCAGUCGAUGAAUUUAUGCGACGCAGUCAACAAUAAUAUGAUUGCCUACCGUCAAUUAUACCAGAAUAUGGAAGCCAAAUUUGAAGGGUGCGAACUCAAACACAUCGGCAGAGUCAGCAAUGAGGAAGCAGAUGCCCUGGAAAACAUUGGAUCCAUGUGCUCCCCUAUUCCAGACGGAGUAUUUUACGAAGUUAUUGCUCAGCUAUCGAUCAAGGAGAAAGCAUUGGCACCUCCAAAAUUAUUGGCUGACGAUUCAGAAGCAAGACUGCAGCAAACUGCCGAAGGAUCUCCAUCACAAUUGACAGAGCAUGUCCUCCUCCUCGAACCACUGUGGACCAAGCCUUUCUUAGCAUACCUAAUAGAUCAGCGAUUACCAGAAGAUCCAGUGGAAGCCAGGCGAAUUGUGAGACGAUCAAAAGCCUUCACCAUAGUAAACGGAGAACUCUACAAGCAUAGUAUCUCUGGUAUCUUUCAAAGGUGCAUUGCCAUCGACGAUGGAAAGGCUCUGCUGCGCGAGAUACAUGAAGGAACUUGUGGUCACCAUGCAGGCUGUAGGGCCCUUGUGGCAGAAGCUUUUAGAGUAGGAUUUUACUGGCCGACGGCAGCUUCGGAUGCUCGAGACCUGGUAUGGAAGUGCGACCCUUGUCAGCGUUUUGCACCAAAACCGCACGCUCCUACAACAGAUCUGAUGACCAUACCUCUCGCUUGGCCCUUCGCGCAAUGGGGACUUGACCAAGUUGGACCACUGCCAAGAUCAUCGCCUGGGGGUCAUACGUAUCUACUGGUUGCAGUCAACAAGUUUACCAAAUGGAUCGAGGCCGUACCUAUCAAAAAUCAAAAAGCCGAAACCGCCGUCCAGUUCUUCAAGGGAAUAACUUGUCGCUUCGGCAUGCCUCACAGCAUCGUUACAGACAAUGGAAGUAACUUUGACUCCAAAAAGUUCUGGAAAUUUUGCGACGACGGUGGUAUCAGACUAAAAUUUGCCUCAGUGGCACAUUCUCAAACCAAUGGUCAAGUCGAAAGGAUCAAUGGCCUAAUAUGA